Messenger RNA from Electrophorus electricus (electric eel), 3979 nucleotides. The record is from RefSeq and is a predicted model, not a curated record. NCBI's taxonomy places the organism in Eukaryota, Metazoa, Chordata, Actinopteri, Gymnotiformes, Gymnotidae.
CCUACGCCAGUAUAUGGUAUCCGCAUGUUGACAAGAAUGGGCUUUCAUGACAAAUUCAUCCAGAAGUGUUGGGAGCAAUUAUGGAUGAAUGGUAUUGGUAAAUAUUCAGCGAUAGCUUUUGACGACAUAACAUGGUUUCUUUUCUACGCGUCCAAACGUCGUUUGCACUGCACUGACAACUGUUUUGGAGGGGCGUUGGCAGGAAGUGAAAGUCACGAAGUGUUGGAAAAGGUUUGAAGAGGCCGGGGAGGCGAGACACGAAAAAAUAAAACAGUAAAAUAAAUACGAGGGGGAUAACGUCAAAAUGCCAGAGAAUGAAGAUCAUUACGGGAAGCACGGUGAACCCAGAAAAUAUGACCCCAGUUUCAAAGGGCCCAUCCAAAACAGAAGCUGCACAGACAUUAUUUGCUGUAUUCUUUUCAUUUUGGCCAUUCUUAGCUAUAUCGUUUUGGGAAUACUGGCAUGGUCUCAGGGUGAUCCCAGGAAGGUGAUCUAUCCCACAGACAGCAGUGGGCAGUUCUGUGGACAGGUUGGGACUCCUCUUCAAAACAAAAAAUUCCUGUUCUACUUCAACAUCCUGAAGUGUGCCAGUCCCAUGGUGCUCUUGGCAUUCCAGUGCCCUACCACUCAGUUGUGUGUGGAGGAGUGCCCCAAUCGCCCCUUGACCCUGGGGACUGCCAAACUAGUUACCAAUGAUUGGACAUAUUACAAGAAAUUCUGCAAAGAAGACCCAGGGGAAAUGUCAGCAGCAGACAUCCUGAAAAAUGGAUUGUGUCCUUCUAUGCUCAUCCCCAGCAAACCAUUCACACAGAGGUGUUUCCCUGCUCUGGGUAAGAUGAAGGGUGUUGUCACAGUAGGAAAUAAGACAACGUUUGAAGAUGGAGAAGGCAAACGCAGAGAAGCCAGUGAACUACUGCCUGCUGUAGGGAAUGCAACAGUGGUUAUAGAGGCUCGUAUGGUGGUAACAAAGAUCUUUGAGGAUUUCACACAAUCAUGGUAUUGGAUUAUUCUUGCUCUGGUGAUUGCAACAAUUCUCAGUCUAGUCUUCAUUGUGCUUCUGAGGUUCCUGGCUGGCAUUAUGGUCUGGGUCAUGAUAGCCAUGGUCCUCAUUGUCAUCACAUAUGGCAUCAUCCACUGCAGCUUCAUGUAUGUUAAUCUGAAGGAAACGCCUGGCGCAAAUGUCACCCUCAAGGAGCUGGGUUUUCAGAUGGACCUGAGCAUGUACCUCCACAUCAGGCAGACGUGGCUGGCCUUUGCAAUCAUUUUGGCCAUAGUGGAGCUCAUCGUUAUACUGCUCCUCAUCUUCCUCAGAAAAAGGAUUUGCAUCGCCAUCGCUCUCAUCAAAGAGGCUAGCAGGGCCAUUGGGCAUGUGAUGUUUUCACUGAUUUACCCUUUGCUGACGUUCUUCCUCCUGGCAAUCAUCAUUGCAUACUGGGCGAUCACUGCAGUCUUUCUCUCCACAUCUAAUGAGCCUGUGUACAGAGUGUUCAAUCAGGCUAAUGAGAAGUGCAUCUAUGCAAACCAAACCUGCAACCCUGCGAAUUACUCGAAGUCAACCAUGAAGGAGGAAUGUCCAAAGACAGAGUGUCUCUUCACAUUUUACGGCGGGGAGACAGCCUACCACAAGUACCUCAUUGUCCUGCAGUUCUACAACCUCUUCCUCUUCUUCUGGUGUGCCAACUUUGUGACUGCCUUGGGCCAGAUGACACUAGCUGGGGCUUUUGCUUCCUACUACUGGGCAUUUGACAAGGCUCAGGAUAUGCCUGCCUGCCCUGUUUUUGCCUCCCUUGGUCGAGCUCUCAGGUAUCACACAGGUUCUCUUGCCUUUGGCUCUCUCAUCUUGUCAAUCAUCCAGGUCAUCAGGGUUCUAUUGGAGUACCUGGACCACAAACUCAAAGGAGCACAGAACAAAUUUGCCAAGUUCCUGCUCUGUUGCCUAAAGUGCUGUUUCUGGUGCCUGGAAAAGUUAAUCAAGUUUCUCAACAGGAACGCUUACAUUAUGGUGGCCAUAUAUGGUAAAAACUUCUGCGUUUCAGCGCGAGAUGCCUUCUUCCUGUUGAUGAGAAAUGUGAUCAGGGUGGCUGUCUUGGAUAAGGUCACAGACUUCUUGUUGUUCUUAGGAAAGCUUCUUAUUGUAGGACUUGUGGGUGUCAUUUCAUUCUUUUUCUUCUCUGGGAGAUCAAAGGUGUUGGACCUUGUGCCCAAUCUUCACUACUACUGGGUGCCAAUUCUGACAAUUGUGAUAGGCACUUACUUCAUAGCUCAUGGCUUCUUCAGUGUUUAUGCCAUGUGUGUGGACACACUCUUCCUCUGUUUCUGCGAGGACCUGGAGCGGAACGAUGGCUCAGCGGAGCGGCCGUAUUUCAUGUCUCCUAAGCUGCAUGAAAUUCUGUCAAAGAGCACAGAGGGGCCUGUUCCCCACUCCCCGUCUUCACCUCCGGAGGAGGAGGUGCCAUUGAACACACGCAAGGACUCCAAGAAUGAGAGUAGUGUGUGCUGGCUCUAAGAUGUCAUAAAUUACUCACACUCUGAGCAUUUGGCUACUGAUGUUAAAACUGUGGUUGAGAGAGCAAGUAUAGUCCCAAAUCUGUGUUCAAAAACUCCCUUUGUUUGUUAAAUGCACUGAUUCUAAUGAUGCAAAUUAUAGAUUAUCAGCAAUAAAAUUAUUGAUCAUCAGUAAUUGGCAGCAACCUGUUAUUAUUAAUUAUUUGUAUAGUGGUAAUUGUUCAUAUUGCAUUUAAGAGAUGAGAUGGCUGGCGUUGAUGUAAAUCUUUACAUCACAUUGGUGGCUGUCAUUGCUUCCAGACAUUGCUUCUGUGAUUGGGUCUAUUGAUUGGGUCUAUUUGGAGGUUAGCAGCAGUAUGAACUUUUCACACCCAUGCAGAAUUUUGGCAGUUACCCCUUAAGCUAUAUUAUAGGAAUUUUUAAAAGGUAGGGUGCCUUAUAGCAGCUGAUGAGAGUUCACAGCAAUGAAUAGAUGAAACGUUUAAAUGAUUUUAAUGUACAUUUUAUUGUGUUUAUAUUAUUACAUUAUAAUAUAAAUGCAAAAUAAUUUUAUGAUUAGCAUUGCAGAAAUAUAGCAGAAAGGGAAAAUAAUGUCUUUAUAUCAAUUCCACAUUACAUAUGGUUUUCCCAGUAUAUUGCUCGAGCCAAAUUUUCUGCUGUAGCAUUAUUGAAGAUUCAAAAACAUCAGGGUCCAGAUACACUGUUCUUGUCCCCUUAAAUGAACUUUAGUCUCCCAAAGGACAUAUCCAAUAGGAGCACUUAGAAGUUCAAAUGUUAUUCCACAGCAGGGAUGCAAGCUGAAAGUCCCACCUGUGUCAUGGGGCACCAUAAUAAUGGAUAUUAUAUGCAUAAGAGGAAGUGUAUACUAGCCCUCAGUCUAAUAAGAUCUUUGUCAUGUGAUGGAGGACAGACUACAUUAUUGCUCAUGUAUUUAUAAUGGAUUUUUUAGCUCAUGGAUUUUUUAGCUUAUGUGUCUAGGCUAGGUUUUGCUGGAUCUGUAAAUCAAAAUUUUGUAUGCUUUAGUUAUUCCCAAGUCCAAAGGCUAUUUCAUGUAGGUAUUUGAUUCUACAUCUCAGGGGCUGUGACUUACCUGAGCAUGUGCCUCAUUAUUUUGUAUGGGACUUAAUUGUGAGUAAUUUGAUAUCCUAUAGUUUUUGUCUGAACCAAAUCAACAAAAUGUAAUACUGUGGUGUUGGUACUUUUUCCAGACAAUAAGCCUCAUCACUGUGCCUAAGUCCAAUGAUUAACACCUUUUUGCCUUGAAAUGUAUAUACUCUGUAUGUCCUAUACUAUGAUGAGUACUGUUCUCUUGACCUUAUUUCUGUACUUCUUUCUUUUUCCUCUUUCCCCUAAACUGUUGGAGUAGUGCCUUUUAAUCCGUGUAUUAAAAGUCUUUACUUUUCUUGCUGUGCUUAAAAUGUUUACAAGAUGUCCUUGUUUUGAUAAAAAGCAUUUGAUGAAACAAUCUAUUAGA